Molecule: messenger RNA, 2299 nt
Organism: Physcomitrium patens
Lineage: Eukaryota; Viridiplantae; Streptophyta; Bryopsida; Funariales; Funariaceae
Product: DEAD-box ATP-dependent RNA helicase 6
Molecular function (GO): ATP binding; RNA helicase activity; nucleic acid binding
Source: RefSeq, a predicted model, not a curated record
GGGGGGGUGUGCUGUGCUUUGGGACUCUCUCGCUCGCUGUGUUUGCUGUGGGACAUCGCAUCCUUCAUCUUUACUUUGCGCCUGCUGCUGCUUACUCUCCUUUCUCGCGAUAGUUUGUUUGUUUGUUUGUUGUUCAGUCCCUGCAGACGCACUUUACGCAGCCGUGGCGGGACACAACGCCCUCAGGUAGGAGUCACGGCGGAAGAAGGUGGCUUCCCGUAAGGGAAAGCUCGUGAGGUUUAGAACAGAUAGCGUCGCACAGGGGCCGCGAUGGCUACUUCUAGGGCCGGGCCCGCUCCCACAGCUCACAAGGCUGCGUCAUCGUCCAACGUCUCCCGGCAGCAGCAGCAGCAGCAUCACCAGCAGCAGCAGCAUAACAGCAACAACACCAGCAGCGGUAGUGGCGGCAACAACAACAACAGCGUGAGCAUCAACAACAGCAGCAGCAGCAUCAACAACAAUACCAACAACAAUUCGCAAGAUUGGAAAGCACAACUCAAGCUACCACCUCCAGAUGCUCGAUACAAGACUGAGGAUGUAACUGCCACGAAGGGCAAUGAAUUCGAAGACUACUUCCUCAAGCGAGAGCUCUUGAUGGGUAUCUAUGAGAAAGGGUUUGAGCGACCUUCUCCUAUUCAAGAAGAAAGCAUUCCCAUUGCAUUGACAGGGAGUGACAUUCUUGCUCGCGCAAAGAAUGGUACAGGGAAAACUGCAGCCUUUUGUAUUCCUGCUAUUGAGAAAAUUGACCAGAAUAAGAAUGCUGUUCAAGUUUUGCUUUUAGUACCUACAAGGGAACUAGCGUUGCAAACCUCUCAAGUAUGCAAAGAGUUGGCUAAACAUUUGAACAUACAAAUUAUGGUAACCACUGGAGGCACCAGCCUUCGUGAUGACAUUAUGCGCCUGUAUCAGCCAGUACACCUGCUGGUAGGCACACCUGGUCGUGUCCUAGAUCUUGCCAACAAAGGAGUAUGCAAUCUCAAAGAAUGUACAAUGUUGGUGAUGGACGAAGCUGAUAAACUUCUAUCGCCAGAGUUCCAGCCUCUUGUUGAGCAGUUGAUCGGUUUCCUGCCUGAGAACCGCCAAAUUCUGUUGUAUUCUGCUACGUUUCCAGUUACAGUGAAGUCCUUCAAAGAUAGAUUCUUGCGGAAGCCGUACGUUAUCAAUCUUAUGGAUGAACUCACUUUGAAGGGUAUUACGCAGUACUAUGCAUUUGUGGAAGAGAGGCAGAAAGUUCACUGUUUGAACACAUUGUUUUCCAAGCUGCAAAUCAACCAAUCUAUCAUAUUCUGCAAUUCAGUGAACCGAGUGGAAUUGCUUGCCAAGAAGAUCACUGAACUUGGAUAUUCUUGUUUCUACAUCCAUGCUAAGAUGUUACAGUCUCAUCGUAACAGAGUGUUUCACGAUUUUAGGAACGGAGCCUGCCGAAAUCUCGUCUCUUCAGAUCUGUUCACAAGAGGAAUUGACAUUCAGGCCGUAAACGUUGUCAUCAAUUUUGACUUCCCAAAGAAUUCUGAGACGUAUCUUCACAGAGUUGGUCGUUCGGGGAGGUUUGGUCAUCUGGGGUUGGCGGUGAACCUUAUCACCUACGAAGACAGGUUUAACUUGUAUCGUAUUGAACAAGAGCUUGGCACAGAGAUCAAACCAAUCCCACCCCAAAUCGACCGCGGCAUUUAUUGUCGUUAACUACAUUCAAUGGAUCAAAAAUCUCUGAGAUAAAUGUUCGUAUGGUUCAUCUCAACGGUCCGAGAAUGUGUCUUCAUUCCAUUCAAGGUCCACCACAAGUGGUAGCAGAAUGUCUUAACGUGCUUAAAAUGAGUUUGAAGGGGCUGGCUUACGCAACUUUUAAUACGGUGUCAGGAUCUCCCUGCGAGAUUCCUGGGCAAUAUUUAACCAGAACGAGCAUUCUAAUCUGAGGAUGAGAUGGGUGGAAUUGUGUCCGCAGCGCUGUUCAUAUCUUUAGAUUGCUUGGUUGUGACAUUUUCCGCAGCGCCAUCUCACCGUAGUUUGUAAAGCUCAAGAGUUGGGGUGCCAUCAUUUGAGUGGUCAUGGUUUGUUCUGAAGUCUGUCCGGUUUGAUCGUAAAUCCUCUCCUGCAUUCAGCUGGAACGUGGGUUUACGUAUUUUUGUAUGGAUCAUAGAACUCAUUUCAUGGUUGAAUUUGUAGGUUUUAGAUGACUUUCGGGAUCUCAGUUUAUUCCUGUCUUGGAAAUUCUGUAUUCUUUGACUUUAUAUAAGUUUAAGAACGCAGAGUCGAAUUACUAUGUGUCGGCACACGGAAUUUCGACGCUUCUCAGAUUUUA